Molecule: messenger RNA, 519 nt
Organism: Caenorhabditis briggsae
Lineage: Eukaryota; Metazoa; Nematoda; Chromadorea; Rhabditida; Rhabditidae
Gene: Cbr-tag-254
Product: Protein CBR-TAG-254
Exons: 5
Coding region: 1-519 (172 amino acids)
Source: RefSeq, a predicted model, not a curated record
AUGCGGACCGUUCUUCUUCUCCUUCUUUUCGCUUCGGCGAUUGAGGUGCUCUGUGAGGAGUUCUCGGAACAAGGAAAACUGAAUCUGUUGAAUGCUCAUAAUGAAUACCGUUCUCGUCUCGCGCAAGGUCAACUUGUGGUUCGUGGAGUCAAGAAACCAUCUGCAUCUCGAAUGAGGAAAAUGUCUUGGAGUGAUAAAAUAGCUACCGCAGCUCGACUCUUUGCGGAAACUUGUCCAAAAAACCAUUCUGACAUCAAGCAGCUAGCAGCUCAAAGAUUCCAAAUUGGACAUGCUAUUCAAAUGGCUUGGCAAGACACAAGUAAAGUUGGAUGUGGUUACUCGAAGUGCUCCGUGGGAGCUCCUGAUCAAACACUCGUCGUCGUUUGCCGCUACUUCCAAAAAGGCAACAUUGAAGGACUGCCGAUUUACGACGAGGGGAAAACCUGCUCGAAAUGUCCAAAGCACUACCAAAAGUGUCCAUUCGGAUUGUGUGAGAAGGAAGGAAUUAACACUGAUUGA